AUGUUCUCCCUACGCAAUAACUCAUCCUCCAACUCCAAUCCGUUCCGUCCAGCUCUCCAAUAUCUGGUCGCAGCUACCAAAGAAACUCCAACAAGCCACCACCAGACCAAUUCCUCCGGGAGUAUCGACUCUGAUAUUGACGGGCCUCGCUCGAGAAUGACUUCAUGCAACCCCAAAUCCUCCUCUGAAUUCCGCUCCACCUCAAUCCCCUUGAUCAAUAUUUCUCGGUCGCCCUCCCCUUAUCACCAACGCCAGCACUCGGACUCGAAUCCUACCUCGGAAACGGACGAUGAUGACUGGGGCGACUACCCAGCAUCACAGCGACCGUUCCUUCCAGAAGAUGGGUAUAAGCUCACUGGAUGGCGAGCGCUUCUCUACCGCGGAGGCUUUGGGCAAUGGCUCUUCACAACCCAGCUAGGAUGGACGGUGUAUAUCGGUGUUCUGGUCCUAUGGCUGGGAGGUUGUCAGAUUGGCUUGACUAUCAUGAAUAGGAUAAUCCUGUGGAGUGGGUACCUGGCAAACAACUACACGUCCCACACGAAGCUGAUGGUUCUAAUAGCGGGGGUGUACAAGUUUCCGUAUCCUCUCACAACGACCCUGUUCGAGAUGCUCAUUACCCACUUCUUCAUCCUGCUUUCGGCUUAUAUCACACGUUGGGUGAGCCCGUGGCUUACGAGUGCUGGGGUAUCCUCGAUGAUUGCCCCCUCGAAACCGCUGCAAUCGGGAGUUGCUCCUGGUUUCAAGGGGCAACAAAAGAAUGUCGGAUUGUUAGGCUCUCUAAUUAGAUGGGCUUCGGGGUUUUCAGGCGGUAUUGCUGGGGGGGGUCUGUUUGAAUUCGACCUAGCAGUGGUGAAACAAGUCUUGCCAUUGGCGGUCAUUUUCGUCGCAAAGGUCUCACUGAGCAACCUAUCCUUUGCCUAUGCCCAACUCCCAAUUUAUAUGCUAGCACGCAUUGGCAUAGUACCGCUCUCUCUCCUCUUUACUGCCUUUCUCACAGGUGCGUCACAUAGCGUCGCGACGCUCUCUUCCGCCCUUACGGCAACCCUCACCCUUCUCGUGGCGACGUCCCGCGCCAAUGUCCGGGUAACGUGGGAGAGUAUUGUUGCCGGCGUCUUCUCCUCCAUCUUCGUUGCGCUAUAUCCGGUUCAGAUCCAUCGAACCUAUAAAUCCCUUGUCGCUUCUUUAGUUCCGCAGGGAGAGCUUAUCGGGACGUUUCCGUCCUCAAAUUCGCCGGCGGAUUACUCUGGCUCGCGCGAGGAAGCGCGGGCAUACUGGCGCUUACUUCACUACACGUCCCUCUUAUCAAUUAUGAUAUUCCUACCUAUAGUCUUCCUCUCGGGCGAAGUUUCUAACAUUUCCCGAAACUGUUAUUUUCUGGAUGUGUUCUUUCACUGGCUCAUGGUUCUCUGUGGCGGAUUAGGUAGCUGGGCUGUAUUCUUCAGCACCAUUGCACUGACUAGGGCGACAAGCCCUCUUACAGCCACCUUUCUAUUUGUACCAAGGGCAGCCUUCUUGUUACCUAUCAUGUCGGGUUUCAAGAUGCCCAGCUAUGCGUGGAUUGGAAUCGGGAUGUGCUGGGCAAGCUGUGCCUGGUUUUUGAUGGGCCGGAGGAGAGAGGGUCGGCCUAUCGAGCGGUUUUGA
Molecule: messenger RNA, 1641 nt
Organism: Venustampulla echinocandica
Lineage: Eukaryota; Fungi; Ascomycota; Leotiomycetes; Helotiales; Pleuroascaceae
Exons: 1
Coding region: 1-1641 (546 amino acids)
Biological process (GO): GDP-fucose import into Golgi lumen; protein O-linked glycosylation via fucose
Cellular component (GO): Golgi apparatus
Molecular function (GO): antiporter activity
Source: RefSeq, a predicted model, not a curated record